AUGGCGGCGGUUUACCAUCGAGUUGAUUAUGACACACAUUUCAACCCAGAAAAGUACAUACAAGUUGUGAUGUCUUUGAUUGAGUAUAACCGACGAUUUCACGUGUUAUUGCAAAAGUCAUUGGACACAGGUAAAUUCUGUGGUGAUCGGAUGAUCGAUAUUGGUAGUGGGCCGAACAUACAUCAAUUGAUCCCACUAUGUAUGCGUUAUAAAGAAAUAGUGUGUGCCGAGUACACCGAGUCGUGUAGGCGAGUUUUGCAAAACUGGAAAGAGAAGAAGCGAGGCUCAUUGGACUGGACGCCAUGUUUUAAAUAUGUAUGUGGUUUAGAAGGAAAUAAUGGAAUGCUAUUUUCUGAUGAGACAUCCGAAGAACGAGAAAACAAUCUAAGGAAGGCAAUUAAAGAGAUCAUCCCUUGUGACGUCACUAAAGCAAAUCCUCUGGAGCCGCGAAGCGAUUACCCGUUUGAUGCGAUGUUUACUUCGCUGUGCCUAGAAUGUGCAAGUCCCGAUAGCCGAUCGUAUCGCCAGGCGGUCGUGAACAUGGCGUCACUCUUAAAACCGGGCGGUCGUCUUAUCUUGUGGAGCUUCCUGAACGGUACAUCGUACACUAUCGGGGAGACGGAGUUCCCUAUUUUGAAGGUCAGCGAAGGUUUUGUGAAAUCAGCGCUCAAAGAAGCCGGGUUUAUUGACAUUGAAACAACGCAAGUGUUUUAUAGAGAGGAUUCAGAUACGACGGCCCUAAAUAUUGGUGGGUUUCUUUACCUGACAGCCACUAAGAAAGCUAGGACGCAGAGCGUGCGAAAGUAG
Saccoglossus kowalevskii is the source of this 807-nucleotide messenger RNA. RefSeq names its product nicotinamide N-methyltransferase-like. Gene Ontology annotation, molecular function: N-methyltransferase activity. Gene Ontology annotation, cellular component: cytosol. Lineage: Eukaryota; Metazoa; Hemichordata; Enteropneusta; Harrimaniidae. The record is from RefSeq and is a predicted model, not a curated record.